AUGAGGAGGGGUGGUCUCAUCUGUACAGCUAGUAUCAUCGACCCAACACACAUCCUGACGGCAGCUCAUUGUACAGAAGGUUCAGCGGCAAGUGACCUGACUGUAGGAGUGGCUGAGUUUGACAUCACUAAGUCAGAUGGGGAAAGGGUAUUUCAAGUGGAGAAAGUUAACGACCAUCCGAGAUACGACCGGACGAAAGUCAUUAACGACAUCUCCAUCCUGACGCUGACCGAGCCCAUCCAGGGCGUGCCUAACGCUGAACCCAUUUGCCUUCCUCGGUGGAAGCAGUGCAAGGAUAUUUCCAACCGGAAGUGUGUCGUUGCUGGAUGGGGAGCCAAGGAAAUAGUGGAUAACACACUGGUUUUUCCUAAUGCCCCCCGCGAUGCCACUGUCAGGGCAUAUGCCGGUUCCAAGUGUCCAACUAACAGACCCGCGCCGAGUGACCUCAAAACUCAGAUCUGUGCCGUUGGAAACUCUGAUACCUGCAACGUAAGUAUAAUAUACAUUGCAUGCCGUACGUAG
Messenger RNA from Haliotis rubra (blacklip abalone), 522 nucleotides. RefSeq names its product kallikrein-15-like. The record is from RefSeq and is a predicted model, not a curated record. The transcript is spliced from 4 exons. Bases 1 to 522 code for a protein of 173 amino acids. Gene Ontology annotation, molecular function: serine-type endopeptidase activity. Gene Ontology annotation, biological process: proteolysis. Lineage: Eukaryota; Metazoa; Mollusca; Gastropoda; Lepetellida; Haliotidae.